Pararge aegeria (speckled wood butterfly) is the source of this 3305-nucleotide messenger RNA. Its product is annotated as calcium release-activated calcium channel protein 1-like. Gene Ontology annotation, molecular function: store-operated calcium channel activity. The record is from RefSeq and is a predicted model, not a curated record. The coding region runs from base 319 to 1452 and encodes 377 amino acids. The transcript is spliced from 8 exons. Gene Ontology annotation, biological process: store-operated calcium entry. NCBI's taxonomy places the organism in Eukaryota, Metazoa, Arthropoda, Insecta, Lepidoptera, Nymphalidae. Gene Ontology annotation, cellular component: membrane.
CCGCCUCGAUACGGCAGCACGCGUUCCGUUCCGUACGUCACAAAUCCGGAAAAAUAAACGCGUUUGAUAGCGAACAGCGCCCGUCGAGUUUCAUGCGAAUGUUUACAAAAAGGAAAUCGAAAUAGAGUGUGGUGUUCGAUACGGCAUUGUUUUAAAGUGGACCCGUUUCAAUGAAAGGCCAAGGUGUGCAAGUGUAACUGUUUAUCGAACUUGGCCACCCAUGGAUCGGGAACGCAUCCUAAUCAUUCCACUGAGAUAAUAUUGAUAAAACGAUGAUGAAUCGUUGAUUGAUGAUCGUGGUUAUAAACUAGUACAAAAAUGUUGGAAAUACCUGAUAAUAUAUCUGAAGCCAGCUUCGUAACAAGCGUGGAAGAGGCGAGUCGGAUCGACCAAUGCACGCAAACACCUCCCUGUGGCAAAGCCAGACCACGAUCUCUACAACGGUUCAACACGAGCGACCAUAUCUACGAGAGACCCAGGCCUUACAGGAUAAAAGAGUACAGGCCCAAGAGUUUGGGCUUGUGCGAUUCGUACCAGUGCUUGGGGAAACCGCCUAGCUAUGACAGCGGGAGCCAAUCAAAGGUCAAGGUGACGGUGACAGAUAGUCCAACAAUUUCAGUCACACCACCGCACAGCUUGGAUUACGAAUGCCCUAAAGGCGGUUGCAGUCCUAACGGCAGUGUCACACCCAACGGAAUGCUGUCCAACAAGUCUACCCCGACUACGGUGCUUCUGAGUCCGGGAUACCUCCAGAGUCCUUGCCAAUGUAACCAGUCCAUUAGGAGUGUUAGCGAAGUAGCUCUAGCAAUGCCGGUUUCCGGCUGGAAUGAAGAAGUACCGGGCCCUACGUCACCUGACGGCCUUUCGUGGAGACGCCUGCACAUGUCCAGAGCCAAGCUCAAAGCUACGGCAACCACCUCCGAACUGUUAUCAGGUUUCGCAAUGGUGGCGAUGGUAGAACUGCAAAUAAACGAGCCUACGAACGUCCCCGAAUGGUUGUUCGUGAUGUUUGCAGUGUGCACAACAGUAUUAGUGGCAGUGCAUAUAUUCGCCCUUAUGAUAUCCACGUACCUGCUGCCAAAUAUAGACGCUGUUAGUAAGAUGGACACACCCGGGUGGCCUGCGCAGGCUUUGAGGGACUCGCCGCAUGAAAGAAUGAGAGGCUUCAUAGAAUUGGCUUGGGCGUUUAGUACUGUUUUAGGUCUGUUCUUAUUUCUGGUAGAGAUAGCCAUCCUAUGCUGGGUGAAGUUCUGGGACUACUCAUUUGCUGCAGCCACUGCUGCAACCGUUAUUGUUAUACCAGUAUUAAUAGUAUUUGUGGCGUUCGCAAUUCACUUCUAUCACUCUCUGGUGGUGCAGAAAUGCGAAACGUCCGUUCAAGACAUCAAGCAGUUAGAAAACAUGAAACGGGAUCUGGAUACGGCGACUGUCAAAGUUAACAUGUACCCAUAGACACUCUCCAUAAACUAGAAUUUAGGAACACAAAAAAUACUUACAAAUAGCAAUAUAAUUUCAAUCUAGCAACUCAAAACAAUUUAAAAGUAUUAAGAUGUUACAUACUUGGAGAAAAAAUUCAAUAAAAUUGAGUCUCAAUUGAAAUUAAAUACUUAUUUAAGUAAGUGUUCAAGAAAAUAGGCGUACUUUUGAUUUUUGUUUUUCAAAUCAUUAAAAUCCACGCAUAUCUUACCAAAACUCUUUUUAUUUAAAAACUACAAAUUUUAAUUAAAUUAAUUAUAUAUAAUAAAUAUAAUAUUUUAUUAAGCUAAAAUUCACGAGAGUUUAUUCAAUUAUAUCGUGAAUAUGAAUUGUAUCGGAUGCUCAUCGAUGGAUUGAAAACUUUUGAAGACUAACAUCGAAAUAAAUAACUUUAGACUACGUAGAAAUAAAAAAUACGGCACAGUUUAUGUAAGUGCGGAAAAAUUAUAAGAAAUUAAUAAUAUGUACCUUAUUUAUUUAUGAUAGUUAGAUUUAAUAUCGAUUAAAAGUUAAGUCUCAAAGACAUUAUUGUUGUGAUGUUUUAAAUCGACUGAUUGAAAAUUAUGCGCUAAGCUUCGAUUUAAUAAAUAGGUAUUUAGUUAAACAUUAGUUAGUUAAAUAUUGACUACUUGAUUUUCUUACAGUAAUGUUGUCCAGACUAUAAUGUUUUUUAAAAUUUUACUGUAUUUUUUUAUCUCACUGAACACCUGAAUAAGUUGACCGAUUAUGACGAAAUAAAUAUAAAUACGAUAGUUAAUUCUUAGAGUAGGUACUUAAUCUGGCUAGUUAGUUUGCAGCUUACUACUUACUACUUACGCAUUGAUGUAACUAAAGUAGCGGUACGCUAUGAUGGCCGGGCUGAAACUUAUGCCCGUUUUCACUAACGAUGAACAAGGCAAUUCCUAAAUAAAUAACGCCUAAUCUGGGGGAUUCCUACAUACAUCAACCGUUCACAAAUAGUUAUCACGUAAGAGUUGGUGAAACUUUUUUUUUACAAUAGAGAUCGCUUAAAUCAGUAGGCAUUCGAUUUAGGUUAUGCCUAGGUUUAGUGAAAACAGGCAUUAACACCCAAGUGCAGUGCCAGAUUAACCACGUAGCAAAAGUAGCAAUUCCUAAGGGCCCCGCGCGAAAGGGGGCCCCGAAUAUUUAAUACCGCUCAUUCUCUGCCUGACUGACUGACAUACACGCACACAGGCAACGCCUAUAGUAAUGUAUAACAAUAUUAAUUACGUACGAAAUUGUAACCUAUAGAUAGCAAAUACUUAUGGUAUUUAAGAUACGUAUUGAGUAUUGAAAUGUAUUUUUACCACUUUAUACUUAAGUACCUGUAGGAGAUCAAGGCCCAUUUUAAAGAAUUUGCUUAAUUUUUUUUUUUGAAUUUACGAGCCCCGCGCUUAAUCAGGCACUGCAAAAGUAGCUGCGUAAGUAAGAUAAGUAGGUAUAGUAAAAACAGCCAUCACCGCGUGUGACUACUUACACCCGACGUUAAUAUAAUUAAAAAAUCUAAACAUGUUAGAUUGAACUAAGUCGUGCUACCCUUAUCUAUCAACAGGGACCCUUGCCUGUAGAGGCUGUAGAUAAGGAUAGCACUAGGUACUAAAGCCAAUCUGCCAUCUAAAGAUUUUGGAUUUAAUUGAUUAUACUAAAAUGUCAGGACUCUUCCCUAAUGUUUAAAGACAAUUUUGUAAAAACGCAAGGGUCAAAUUUUGAAACGCAGGUUUUUUCAAAAUUUGUCCCCGCUGGAUUAAAACUAUCUACCUAUAUAAUUUCUUGGGCCCUCACUGAACGAUGAUGCAGAUAUUCCGAAACGAAAUAAAUAUGAUUUUUAA